This is a messenger RNA of Strongylocentrotus purpuratus (purple sea urchin), 4036 nucleotides long. RefSeq names its product DNA excision repair protein ERCC-6-like 2. Lineage: Eukaryota; Metazoa; Echinodermata; Echinoidea; Camarodonta; Strongylocentrotidae. The record is from RefSeq and is a predicted model, not a curated record. Gene Ontology annotation, molecular function: ATP-dependent chromatin remodeler activity; ATP binding. The transcript has 20 exons. Bases 102 to 3947 code for a protein of 1281 amino acids.
CUGGGACCAUCAACAGAUACUUGAGAGACUACCAGAGAGAAGGGGUGCGGUUCCUCUACAGACAUUACAAGGAGGAUGAGGGAGCCAUCCUAGGAGAUGACAUGGGUCUGGGGAAAACAGUCCAGGUGAUUGCAUUUAUUGCUGCUUUACUUGGCUUGACUGGAGGUAAAGAAGACUUGGAGAGAAGACUACCAGAGUUUCUGCAGAAGGAGUCUCCACAGAAAUACAGCUCUAAGACAAAGACUUUUCUCAUCAUCUGCCCAAACUCUGUGCUCUAUAACUGGCUGGAUGAGUUUGAGACCUGGACACACUGCAUUGUAGCGAGAUACCAUGGUAAGGAGAGAGAUGAUACGCUGAGGAGGGCUAUGAGAGGCAGACUGGAUGCAGUGCUCACAACGUAUGAAACAUACAGACUAUAUCAGGACGACCUGCUCACAGUCUCGUGGGAUGCUGUUUUCGUUGACGAAGUUCACAAAAUCAAGGAGCCUAGCGCCCUCAUCACCCAGGCGUUGAAGGACAUGAAUACAAACCGGAGGUAUGGUCUUACAGGCACCGCUCUACAGAACAAAAUGGGAGAGCUCUGGUGUGUAUUGGACUGGGCUAAUCCAGGCUGCUUGGGAGACUGGAGAGAAUUCAAACAGGAAUAUGAGCAAGUCAUCACCGCAGGACAAAAAUAUAAUGCCAACAAGAGAGAAUUGGCUAAUGCUAGGCAAGUGGCCAAGAGGUUUGCAUCGAAGAGAUCACAGUGGAUGAUCAGAAGAACAAAAUCUAUCAUUGCUCACCAGCUGCCGUCUAAAGAUGAGAACGUAGUAUUCUGUACACUGAGCUCAUUUCAGCUAGACGUGUAUAGAGCUCUCCUAGAAUCCCAAGACAUGAAGCUUGUCCUUGAAAAGAAGAACCCCUGUGAUUGUGGAAGCGGUCGCAAGAGAGGGCACUGUUGCUACAAGGUUAACGAGCGCGGGGAGGGUAUCAAAUCAUUGACCUUUGGCCUCAUGAGUCUCUUGAUCAAAGUAUCCAAUCACAUCGCUCUUCUCAUGCCUGAUGUGUCCAAGUCCGAGAAGCAGAGGGAGAAGUCUCUGCGAUACUGUCAGAUAGCCUUUGCCAAGCAGCCUCAGUUUGUGGAGCUCAGUCGAGAGGCGAGGUUUGCCACGCUCUCGGACCCAAUGUACUGUGGCAAAAUGCAGGUCCUGGAAAAACUACUGAAAGUUUUCAAGAGAGAAAAUAGCAAGGUCUUGCUGUUUUCAUGCUAUACUCAACUAUUGGAUAUUCUGGAGAUGUUCAUGAAGACUACCUCCUACACAUACCGAAGAUUGGAUGGCAAGACUCCAGCGCACAACAGACAGAAGUUGGUUCACGAAUUCAACAAGGAUCCUGAUAUCUUCAUCUUUCUCAUCUCCACUAAGGCUGGAGGUAUUGGUCUGAAUCUGACGGGUGCCAACGUCGUCGUGAUCUUUGACCCCAACUGGAAUCCGACCUAUGACCUCCAGGCACAGGACAGGGCAUACCGCAUAGGUCAGCAUCGCGAUGUCAGGGUGUACAGGUUCGUCUCUAGGGGAUCGAUUGAGGAGAAUAUGUACCUUAGACAAGUCUAUAAACAGCAAAUAGCCAGUGUUGCCAUGACAACAGAGAAUGCCAAGCGAUACUUCACAGCGGUAGCCGGGGACAAGGACCAGCAGGGGGAGAUCUUUGGUCUCCAGAACCUCUUUGCUCUGAGAGUGGACGGGUCUUGUCUGACCAAAGAUGUAAUUCAGAGAGAAGAGAAGAUUGAGCUGGGCAUCUCCAUGGCCAAGUACAAGCCACAGACAUCGGUCGAGGAAGCACCAGAGGAUUCAUUAGAUGAGCUUCUCCAAGAGGACGAUGGUGGUGAUGAGGAGUCCAGAGAAGCCAGAGAAGAAGACGAGGACGAUGAUGAUAUCCAUGGAAUGGAUUCACAGUUACUAGAGGUCGAGGAUGAGGUCGACGAUGAGGAUGAGGAUGAUGAUGCUCAUAUCCAUAGCAACGAUUCUGAGAUGCAGGAGGAAGACAGUAGGAGUCCUUCCAAGAAAACAUCUCCUAGGAAAUCCAGAGUGAGGUCAUCGAUCACAGCAUCUCGCAGGAUUGACGACCACGAUGAUAGUGAUGAUGAUGUAGAAGAUGGAUGGAGGGACCAACCGAGAAAGCUGGCUCGUGGAAAGGCAAUUCUUGGGAAGGAUGGACAACCUGUUCAGAAGGUCAAAGGCCAGACAAGAAGGCAGUCACACAGCCCCCACAGUGAUCACAGUAGAUCAAGGACAAGUGCCAGGGAUGAUGAUGAUGAUGGUGAUGAUUAUCAUUAUGAGGAUGAAGAUGGAGAAGAGACAAGAGGAGAGAUGGAGAGAGCACAACGAGGAAGGAAGGAGGAUGCAGAGACAAUGAGAAAACAGAGGGUUUAUCGAAUGGACAGUGGCAACAUCAAAACAGCAGAGGAUGUGUUUAAAAGGUGUGGUGUAGAGUAUGUGCAUUCAAAUCAGAAGGUUGUCGGAGGGAGUCGUUUUGAGGACCAUGUCAGCAAGGUGGCCCAGAAGGAUGUCUUUGAGAUGGGCCAGUUCAGUCAGGAACCUGCCUACUGCCAAGUACCCACACUAGACCUGGAAACUGUUACAAGCCACCGAAAGCCGAAGCUUGCUGGGAGGCGCACGCAUGCUACUAGUCAUCGCUUGGGAGAUACAACUUUACUUGUUGGACAAACCCCUAUCGGUGUUAGAAGGGAUCAGUUCAAGGAUAUGGCAUCAGUACUAGCAGGCUUUAGGAGCCCCUCAGCUCUGGCAACUCACAUCCAAGGGCUUUCAGAUGAGGGCUGUCUCAAGCUUCUUCUAUCAUACAACAAAUCCAAGUAUGACAUAGACUUUGAUGAGUUCAUUAAACUACCAACCCAACCAACCAAUGGUCCCAAGUCUUCAGGAGACACCGGAACUAGAAAAGAAAAAGGAGAGAUGUCAAAACCAACAUUGGUUGAGACUAAGGGUCGAGGUCGAGGGAGAGGGAGAGGUAGAAGGGAGAGUAGAGCGAAGAGGCGGGAGGUAGCACCUGUAGGUCGCUGGAAGGCUGCAGCUGGACUCGAGUUUGAAGGAACCUUGAGUGAUGAUAGUGCACACAUUGAUAGCGAAGACAUGGAAGGAACACGCCCAUCUGUAAAAAGGAGUAAUAGUAGAACAAAAUCUGCAAGGUUGGAAAGAGAAAAGGAGAAGGGAAGAAGGAAAAGAAGGAGUGGUGGUAUGGUCAGUCAUGAAGUGUACCAGGAACUCUUUGAUGAUGACUCCUCGGAUGAAUGUGAGGAAGGUCAUGAAGAUGCUAAGAUCUACAGGACGGGUGCAGGGAACAGGCACAGUAAAGCCAUUGCCUCUGAAAGUUGCAGGAAACAGAGCAAGGUGGUGAGAUCGACAGAUGAGCAAAAUAAAGAUGGAUAUGAGAGAUUGGAAACGACCCAGCAGGAAACAACGCAGGAAGGAUCAAAGGAUGAUGCAUUGUCAACCGCACGUCCAAAGACAGAUGAAAGCAUGUCUUUCUUGGAUGAUAUAUUCCUCUCGGAUGCCCGGACACCCCGCAGAAGGCCACCUCCAAAGAAGCAUGUUGCCAGGCGAGACAAAUCCAUCACCAUGGCAACAAGCGAAUCCGACUCCAUAUUUGGUGCGGAGAGCAUAACAGAGGAAAGGUGUGAUCCUAACUCGAGGGUAUCUAAAGAGAAGGAUAGGGUUUUUGAAGAUAAUGCAACUGUGGGAUCAACCCUCUUCAACAGAUCUAGAGUUCCUUUCGAAACAGACGUCAUCAUGGAUACAGUAGUAGAUAAUGAUGAUGGGGAUUUGUGGAAGCGUAAUGAAACAUUCUUGCCUCAGCAAACAUAUUUUGAAGAAUCUGAAGAGAGCGAGGAUAGUGAAUCUCUGUUUGUGAGCAAUCCUAAAUUCAAGAGUGGGUCUGGAGCAAUCACAUGAGGUCAUAAUCUGUACAACUAAAUUCAUUUGAAUGAAAUAAGAUCAUGAAUAUUCAUAUUAUGCAGGCCUGAUAAUUACCUGAUUUAAAU